Messenger RNA from Haemonchus placei, 2772 nucleotides. The record is from the annotation of a GenBank genome assembly. NCBI's taxonomy places the organism in Eukaryota, Metazoa, Nematoda, Chromadorea, Rhabditida, Trichostrongylidae.
AUGGUUUCAAACGAGUUGUCAUCGAUUCCUUCAGCUGAAUUGAUGACUCCUUCAACAGGAAAUCCGGGCUCGAAUGGAAAUGUGUCUGAUACUGUUGUCGAGCCAAACAAACUUCAUUUUGGAUUAUUCGAAGACGAAGAUUCUCGAAUGUCGGGGUGUGAGUCCUCUGAGGGUUCGCAGUCUCAGUACUCUACUGAGGACGAUAUUACAAAGUCGCUUGCCAAAGGUCGUCCACUUGGAUACAGCUCAUCCGCUUCCUCCCUUUCUCAAACGAUUCCCUUACCAAAGUGCACGAAACAAAGUACAAGAUGCCGUCGUUUAACUGAAUUAAGGGCUACUCGAAGAAAGGCUGCUGAGACCGAUGAAGUGCACAUAUUCUCGUGCUCUGAAGAAGACCUUCCCACGGUUUUUGGACAAUGGUACGAAAGCCUCUUGGACGGUGGAGAACAACCUGUAAAAUGCUAUCACCUGGUCAUAAAUUCUCUAAAGAAAUUCUUUGUUACAAAUACGUUUGGAAACGCUGUUAAGACGAUGGUGUGUGACUUUCUUCGCAAUCACGUGAUACGCUCGUGCGCAGAACUAAAUAGGCAGUAUGAAGGUUCAACAACGGAUGGAGAGCGUAGGCUGCGUGAAACUCAGUUACAAGUUCUCCUGGAGUUGUACACAUGUUAUCUUGACCCGAGUGAACCCUCAAAAGUUUUAGAAAUUGUUAGGAAAAUGAGAAUAGUUUAUUUCGUUGCGAACGCCAGGAGAAUGAGAACAUUCUUGGAGGAGCAAGUAUCUGAUAAUUUUAUACACCUUAUUCCCAAGAUUAUUGCUGAGAUUUUUGACGAACUAUGCAUUCAACUGCCAGAUGAUCUAGAAGAGUUCGAUUCGGUUUGGAAUAAAGAUGAAGACCUUUCUUUCCCGUUAUUUCACAAAGCCAGUAGUGGUAGUCGACUCCAACAAUUGGACCAAUUUAUUGAAGAAAUUCAAACACCAGAGGAAGGGCCAUCUAAUGCAAAGGGCAAAACUGCUCAAAAAGCGACGAAGGAGUCAAAAGACGUUNAUUUGGUGGAGGCUGCCGCCGAUGAUGAUGCGAAAUCACCGUCUAAAAAACUGACACAGAGAAGAAAAUCUGAGCGUCCUCGUGCUAUACCUGAAACACCGGAAGAGAAAUUGCGAGUGUCUGUGAAGGAAGAGAAGGCCGAGGUUGUAAAAGCUACCCCAAUGGCGAAAGUAUGUGGUAAUCCUACUCGCCAUAAAUCCAGGAUGUCAGAACUAGUUCGAAUAAGUGAGGAACGAGCCAGGGUUCCAAGAGCCGCCGCCCUAGCGUCUGCCAAAGCCAGUAAAGCCAUUAUUCAGGCCUCCCAAAGUUCUAUGCCAAUAUCUCGUGAAUCUCUCCUUGGUCUAAACACACCUUCGCCUCGUCCUCGAAGGGCAAAGUCGAACCUGUUGAAUAAGUUCACGAAUCUGAUCAAUAACAAUUCCCUGAAAACUGAAGAGGAGGACGAGAAGCCGUCAACAAGAGUUUUGCGAAGUGCGAGCUUAAGUGGGAACACCCCUGUCAAGCGCUCGGCUGCCACCGAACCAGCUGAGUCUGAGCCGCCGGAGAAAAAAGUUCGCUCUGCUUCCAUUCCUUCAACGUCAACCUCAACCGUUGCUCCAGUUUCAGUUGUUGAAAUAGACGAGAUUGUGGGACCCGAACAGCUGGCAAGGUUCCAACAGCGAGUGGAUGAGAUAAAUAAAAGAAGUGAUUUGGAUGAUAGUCAGGUCUAUCAUGAAAAUUCAUUUGUAAGGACAAGUUUAUUUGACGAAGAAGUACUACCUUGUCAACCGCCAGGGCAGAAUUUCCAACAGAAUCGUACGAGGAGGGUGGUAACCUCAUCAUCAGCAGCGCAUCUUGCGCAUACUUUGUUAAAUGUGGACAAUGUGACUCCGUUGGAGGUGUGGAAAUUACCACGAAGUUUUUCAUCUCCGGAGAAAAUGCCUAGAAUGAUCCGUACCGGUGUCAGUGCAAUUAAAAUGAAGAAAAUUCAAAGAAUGCGAGACCAGUGCUCUGCGUCGUCCCCAGUUGAAAGCCAAAAAUUUGAUCGCCACGAGCUUGAGCGUGCACUUCUGAAAAGUUUGGAAGAGGAACGUUCAAGGGAGAAGGAGAAGCCGAGUAAAAAGAUAAGCAAGCCGAAAACUGAUAAGAAGAAACCUGUUGCUCGUGCAGUUCCGAAAAAGAGGAAGAUCGAGGAGCCUACCCAGAAAGCAGGUAAAACUGUCAAAAAGGAAGAAGGCGAACCGAAGAAAGUUGAACAGUCUUCAGCAGCUAGCGGAAAAGUCACUGAGAGCGAUUCAGUUGCUCCUAAGAAAGCCAAGACUGAGCCUGUGGUAAAACGAAAAGAGGGAAAAGAAGAUUCCUCUACUCAAAACCCUUCCCAAAGUGCCAAGCCGAAAAAACAGCCGACAGCUAAAAAGCGUGAUCCAUCAGUGACGAAGAAAAAGGAGGAAGUGGAAGUAGUCGAGGGGAGCAGUAAAUCAGAAGAUUCUUCUGCGAAGGAAGCAAAAACAACGGCUGAUUCAGCUACGGCCAAGGUUAAAAAAGGGGAAAAAGAAGAAAAAGAGACACCAAAAGAAGCAGCAGCAGCAGAAGGAAAUUCCCAGAAGGAGAGUAAGGCAGACCCUGAAGUUCGUCGAGUUCCACCUCCUUAUCGAUUGCCGUCCAGAGCCAGUGACUUGAUCACCUUACUAGCCUGUGCCAAGGAGGUCCUGGGUGAUCACGAAUACACAAGCGAUCAAGACUAG